GUUAUUUUUAUUUUAUUUAGAUAUUAUUAAACAAUAAAAAUGGAAGACAAGCGUAAGCGUGAUUUAGAAGAUGAAAUGAGCAGGUUUGAAUCUGAGAUUUCUGGAAACCUGCCACCUCCUCCUAAAAUACCAAUGCUUCGUCUGCCAACAUCAACACCCAGUUCUCAACCAUCAAAUUUUAGUUUGCCUGCAAAACCACCUAAUCCACCACCUAGGAUGCCAACAUUCCCUCCAACUUUAAAUAAUCACAUGUUUCAUGGACUACCAUCGAUGGAUGGUCUUCAUCCUCCAGGAAUAAUGCCUCCUCAUUUAAUGGUUCCUCCUAUGAUGCCUCCACAUAUGAUGAUGCCUCACAGUGGACCUUCUGGACUUUUGCCUCCAAGUAUGAUUAUACCAAAUUUUGACAAAGAUCGUCGUGAUGGUAAAAAAGGAAUGAAAAAAGAAAAGAAAAAAACUGUUGUUCGUGUUGCAGGUGGUACUGUUUGGGAAGACAGCACAUUACUUGAUUGGGAUCCAAACGAUUUUCGUAUAUUCGUUGGUGACCUUGGUAACGAAGUCUCUGAUGAUGCUUUACUUCGUGCAUUUUCUAAAUAUCCAUCCUUGCUUCGUGCAAAGAUCGUGAGAGAUAAAAAAACUAAAAAAACUAAAGGUUAUGGGUUUGUUAGUUUUAAAGACCCCCAAGAUUAUUUAAAAGCAAUGAGAGAGAUGAAUGGAAAGUACGUUGGAAACCGGCCUAUAAAAUUAAGGAAAAGCUCCUGGAAAGAACGAAACAUCGGUCAAGCGAGAAAAAAAGAAAAAGAAAAGAAGAAAUUAGGCAUUCGUUAAUAGAAAAUAUUUAAUUUCAAACUGCGAUGUAAACAAUAGGCGGUAAUGAAAAUGUUUCGUCAAAAAUCUCAACACGAUCAAGAAAUAUGCCACUAUAACAAUGUUUGGUCAGAAAGGAUUAAGGGAUAUGCCACUAUAACAAUGUUUGGUCAGAAAAGUUCGAUCAAGGAAUAUGCCGCUAUACCAUUUUUGCAUCGUUGUAAUAGCAUUCUACAUAUAACGCAUGUUUGCGUUUAUUUAAAGUUUGUUUAAUAUCUUGUUACAAAAUAGUUUUGUAUUUUUGCUCGGUAUAUUUA
Molecule: messenger RNA, 1121 nt
Organism: Hydra vulgaris (swiftwater hydra)
Lineage: Eukaryota; Metazoa; Cnidaria; Hydrozoa; Anthoathecata; Hydridae
Product: RNA-binding protein 42
Molecular function (GO): mRNA binding
Source: RefSeq, a predicted model, not a curated record